CAACUUUAAUAACUUUAUAUGUGACCUUUCCGUUUUCACCGACAUUCUUUUAUGAAAUUAACUCUACGAAUAGCACGAAUAGCACCCUUGGAUUCAGUCAUAUUUAUGUCAUAAAUCUUGUUCACCGAACAGAUAGGCGUCAUAAUAUGGAGGCUAUUGCGAAUGCUCUUAGCUUGGAUUUUGAUUUUUUCACGGCCAUUUCCUAUGAUAACGAAACUCUUAACGAGUAUAAGAGUGAUUUGUCACCUUCUCACAAAGCUUGCUACGUUAGUCAUUAUAAAGUUUGGGAAUUAAUAGCCCACCAGAAAUAUGAGAGUGCCUUGAUUUUAGAAGACGAUGUAGACUUCGAAAUGAACAUAUCAUCAAUUGUAUUUAAAGUUCAUCGUGACUUGCCUGUUAAUUGGGAAAUGGUAUAUCUUGGACAUUGUUCUAACGAAGGGGAUUAUUUCUUUAAAUUUCACCAUUGGUUUAAUAAAUCUUUGUAUAAACUGUUCAAAUCCAACGUUCCAGUUUGUACACAUGCCUAUGCUGUUUCAUCUUUGGGUGUCUCCAAGAUACUAAAAGAACUUAUCGACCCAAAAGAUCCGAUUGAUUGGGCAUUGAUCAAUAAAAUUCAAGCGGGAAAAAUCAUCUCAUAUAGCCUACAGCCAUCAGCAAUCGUUCAAUGGAAAUCUUCUGUUAACCCAUCAGAUGUUUCCCCCGGAGCAAUGGACGCACCAUGGGCUUUGGAAAAUUCCACCAUGAAUUUUCUUGGUUUAACUUAA
Molecule: messenger RNA, 764 nt
Organism: Funneliformis geosporum
Lineage: Eukaryota; Fungi; Glomeromycota; Glomeromycetes; Glomerales; Glomeraceae
Source: the annotation of a GenBank genome assembly